Molecule: messenger RNA, 2673 nt
Organism: Cyprinodon tularosa
Lineage: Eukaryota; Metazoa; Chordata; Actinopteri; Cyprinodontiformes; Cyprinodontidae
Product: volume-regulated anion channel subunit LRRC8C
Exons: 3
Coding region: 119-2545 (808 amino acids)
Molecular function (GO): protein binding
Source: RefSeq, a predicted model, not a curated record
UGUAAGCUGCGUGCCGCUUCACACCGGUGCGCUCCUUCAAGGUGAUGAGGAAAAAAAGCAAGUUGUCAGGUUAUCAGUGGACAGCCACGGCUUCUGUCGGGACGCAGAGCGCGGCAGCAUGAUCCCAGUGGGUGAAUUCAAAAACUUUGGGAUAGAUUCGAACUCCCAGUUCCGGGUCCUGAAACCAUGGUGGGAUGUUUUGUCAGAGUACCUGUGCAUUGCGAUGCUCAUGAUUGGUGUAUUUGGCUGCACCCUGCAGCUCACCCAAGACAAGAUUGCAUGUCUGCCCAGCCAUAUCACCAGCCCUGUGAAAGACGCAAUAAACUGCAGCUACAUCACUGACCAUGAACCCAACAAGACGUCAGACAGAACGCUAGACAAGUCUGUCAGCCCCAUCGUAAAGGAGGUGUUUGGUCGCAAGAAUAACCUGGACAUUCACCAAUACUUAUUUGUCAACCACUAUUGCUACGAGCGGUUUGUGCACUGGUAUGCUAAGUACUUUCCGUACCUUGUGGUGAUCCACACUAUGAUCUUCAUGAUAGCAAGUAGCUUCUGGUUCAAAUUCCCUGGGACAUCUUCUAAAAUAGACCUUUUUGUCAACAUUUUGGGGAAGUGCUUUGACUCACCCUGGACCACAAGGGCCUUGAGUGAGGUUUCAGAGGAGAGAGGAGAGGAGAAGCUGGUGAGUUUGAGGAGGAACACCAUGUCGAAAGAUUUUAAGGACCGGGCAGAGGAAGAGGAGACCAUAGGGCUUAUUCGCUCCGCCUCUGUGAAGUCUAAUCCUGAAAAGAAAACUCCGGAGCCUCAGUCUACGCCUUCUGUGUUGGACAAAAAGGAGGGAGAGCAGGCCAAAGCUCUUUUUGAAAAGGUCAAGAAGUUUCGAACUCAUGUAGAGGAGGCAGAUAUCUUGUACCUUAUGUAUGUACUACAAACCUCUCUCAAAGUCUUCAAGUUCCUCAUAAUCAUUGUUUAUACUGCAGUGCUAGUAUCGAACAUUGAAAUUGUUGUGCGCUGUGAUGUCCCUCCUGACCUGACUGGCUUUGACAUCUAUUGCUGCAACCACACCAAAGCCCAUCUUUUCUCCAAGCUUGCUUACUGCUACAUCUGCUUUGUAGGAGUGUAUGGACUCAUGUGCAUCUACACCCUCUACUGGGUGUUCCACCGACCUCUGAAGGAGUACUCCUUUGAGUAUGUCCGACUGGAGACGGGUAUCAACGACAUACCGGAUGUAAAGAACGACUUUGCUUUCCUGCUUCACCUUGUGGACCAGUAUGAUGCUCUUUAUCCUAAAAGGUUUGCAGUUUUUCUGUCUGAGGUCAGUGAGAGCCACCUUCACCAGCUCAACCUUAACUAUGAGUGGACCAACAAAAAGCUGCGCACUCACCUGACCAAGAACUCCAACGAUAAAUUAGAGCUCUAUCUUUUAGGGCUGCCAGGGCUGCCGGACACCAUAUUUGAGAUUACAGAAAUUGAAUCACUCAAGCUGGAGCAAGUUAAAAAUGCCACCAUUCCGGCUUCUGUGGCGAAACUGGAAUCUUUGCAGCAGUUGUCCUUGAUCUACUGUCCCGCAAAGAUGCAACUGCCUGCCGUAAACCACCUCAAAGAGCGAUUAAAGGUUUUACGUCUGACUUUUGAGACUUCAGAGGAGAUCCCUUUGUGGAUGUAUUCUCUUCAUUCUCUGGAGGAGUUAUAUCUUACUGGUCCUUUGAUCAGUGAGGUGUCCAAAAGCGGUACCCUAGAAUCCCUGCGAUCUCUAAGUUCUUUAAGGCUCCUCAGUCUACGGUCCAACCUUAGAAAGAUACCACCCAGUAUCGUGGAUCUGGCUGCACAGUUAGAGAGGUUGUGCAUCCACAAUGAAGGGGUCAAGCUCCAGGCUUUUAGCAGCCUGAAGAAGUUAACAAACCUAGUUUCAUUAGAGCUGUCAGGUUGUGACCUUGAACGCAUCCCAAGUGCUGUUUUCAGCCUCAACAACUUGCAGGAGCUGGACCUGAAGGACAACAAGCUCACCACUGUGGAAGAGAUCCUGAGUCUGCAGCACUGUCGGCGUUUGGUGACUCUCCGUCUGUGGCACAAUAAAAUAUCCUACAUUCCUGAACAUAUCACUAAGCUGCGCACACUGGAGACUCUGGACAUAAGCUGGAAUAAGCUGAAAAAGCUUCCGUCUCGGCUGUUUUACUGCACUAAACUAAGGCACCUCGAUGUCUCUCACAAUCAGAUCACAUAUCUUCCUCCAGAAGUGAGCAUCCUGCAGGGUCUUCAGUUCUUCUCUGCUGCCUUCAACUCCCUAGAGGCUCUGCCAGAGGAGCUGUAUUCCUGUAAACGUUUAAAGACACUGGUUCUCUGUAACAAUUGCCUUUCAUCUCUUAGCUCCAGAGUGGAAAAUUUAGCCCAGCUGGUGCGGCUGGAUAUUAAGGGAAACCGCCUAGAGUCUCUACCAGUGGAGAUAGGGGACUGUCCUCUGCUGAGACGGAGUGGAUUGAUAGUAGAGGACAGCCUGUUCGACCUGUUGCCUUCAGACAUACGAAACAAGCUGAGUCAAGGCUGAAACUGAAAGCUUGAGACAGUCACAGACUCGGACAUUAAUAAUUGGCCAGUUUGCUUCUUCAGUCAGUUGUAGAAAAAAAAACACUAUAAAUUGUCUUGAACUUUUAUUAAAGAUCUUGUUUUUAAGAA